Molecule: messenger RNA, 1891 nt
Organism: Drosophila innubila
Lineage: Eukaryota; Metazoa; Arthropoda; Insecta; Diptera; Drosophilidae
Gene: PGS1
Product: CDP-diacylglycerol--glycerol-3-phosphate 3-phosphatidyltransferase, mitochondrial
Exons: 2
Coding region: 215-1714 (499 amino acids)
Biological process (GO): cardiolipin biosynthetic process
Cellular component (GO): mitochondrion
Molecular function (GO): CDP-diacylglycerol-glycerol-3-phosphate 3-phosphatidyltransferase activity
Source: RefSeq, a predicted model, not a curated record
GCCUAUUUCCCACGAUAGCGUUGCAGCUAUCGAUAAAUUUCCUUAAAUCCCUAAACAGAAGCACGUAAUUUUGAUAUGAUGUUUUCGUAAAGUUUAUUCAAAUUUAAUUAAGUCAAAUGGAAACACUACCUCAGCUACAGUAAAGACUGCCACAACGGCUGGCUAAAAGAGAACGGAGUAAGAAGAUAAGAGAAGAUUAAGAAAACAAGAAGGAAUGAAAAUGAUGUACCUGCGCCGUCUAUUUACCCAAGAGUUGUGUCCCGUCACGCACACGGAUUUGAUGGGAUGUCUGCAGCAUUCGCCGCAACAGUUGCAACAGUUGCUGAGCGGCGGAUUUGCGGGUGCACCCGGACUCGAGAGUCUGUCAUGGUUACACAAUCUGGCGCCAUGUUUCCCGCUGCGUGGUGAUCAAAUUCAGGUCAUUCACGAACCGCAGCACUUUUACCAAACGCUAAUGCAGCGCAUCCGUCAGGCCAAGAAGCGCGUUGUGCUGGCCAGCUUGUAUCUGGGCACGGGUCAGCUGGAGAACGCCUUUGUGCAGACGUUGCGUCACAGCCUGCAGGCACAGUCAUCACUGCGGCUCAACGUGUUGCUGGACUUCACCCGUGGGACACGUGGUGUGGCCAACUCCAAGACAAUGCUGCUACCGCUGGUCCGCGAAUUUGGCGAACAGGUGCAGUUCUCACUGUACCACACGCCGGAUCUGCGUGGCAUGACCAAACGCUUGGCCCCGCCACGUUGGAACGAAUUGUUGGGGCUGCAGCACAUGAAGGUGUAUCUGUUUGACGAUGCGGUCAUCAUAUCGGGUGCCAAUUUGUCCAACGACUACUUCACCAAUCGCCAGGAUCGCUACAUACUCAUUGAGGACAAACCACUCGCCGAUUUCUAUGCCCAGCUAAUUGAGCGUGUGCAGGAAUUUAGUUUGGCUGUGAGCGCCGAUGCGACGGAGGGACUGCAUCGCAAUUGGCGCAUCCUUCCCUACGAGGGCACCAAGGAGCAGUUCAUUCGACUGGCCAAGGAGCGAGUCACGAACUUUGUCCAGGAGGCGUAUCAACGUCAGCUGCAGCGCCAGGAACUAGACACAGAGGCGGACACGUGGGUGUUUCCGCUGCUGGAGAUGGGACAGAUUGGCAUACACCAUGACAGUGUGGUGACCAAACAGUUGCUGUCCAAUUGCAUUGCCGGAUCACGUCUCAAACUUGCCACGGGCUACUUUAAUCUGACGCAGGAAUACAUGGACACCAUAACGCACAAGUGCCUGGCGCAGUGCAGCAUUCUAAUGGCGCAUCCCAAUGCCAAUGGCUUCCAGGGUGCCAAGGGACCUGCGGGUGGGAUUCCUGCCGCCUAUACGCUGAUUGCCAAGAGUUUCUACGAGAGUUUGGUGCGACGACAACAAAAUCAUCGUGUCAAUUUCUUCGAGUACCAAAAACCCGGCUGGACAUACCAUGCCAAGGGUCUGUGGUAUUAUUUACCCAAUGCCCGUUUGCCCAAUUUGACGCUAAUCGGUUCCUCGAACUUUGGUGAACGAUCCGUGAAUCGUGACCUCGAAACUCAAGUGUGCCUGGUGACCGACAACAUGGAUCUAAGUCAACGUCUUCAAGCGGAGGCGGAUCGCUUAUAUGACCUGUCCACGACAGCGGAGCGGGAUAUUGUCCAGCGACAGGUGCCACGUUGGGUCCAGGCUGUUGUCCGCAUAUUUCGAAACUUUUUCUAGUUGUUACCGUAGUGUAAUCUUCCCUAAACCUCAAUCCAUACAUAGUUCAAUUUGUUGAAUUUAAGCGCAAGUUAAUCUAGUGUGUAAUUCACGUGUCGUUUUGAGUUAUGUUAUUGUGUACAUUGCUGUAAUUUCAUUUUUUACCCAGUAAUAAUUCAGGAAAUUGUUGCCAUUACA